AUGGAGAAGCAGCAGCAGAUGAAGCACGCGGUCCAGCGCUGCAUUGAUGCACAGAAAGACGAGCUGCACAGUUUGAGUCAGGACAUUUGGAGCAACCCCGAGCUCGCUGGAAACGAGACACAGGCGCACGAUAGGCUGGUCCGCUUCUUCUCUCGGGACGACACAUGGACGGUAGACAGUCACUACAAGCUACCCACCGCAUUCCGGGCCGUCUGGGAUCUGGUCGGUGGUCGCAGGCGAGCACUGAACGUAGGCUUCCUCUGCGAGUACGACGCGCUUCCGCGUAUCGGACACGCCUGCGGGCACAACCUGAUUGCGGAGGUGGGAGCUGCAGCUGCUCUGGGGCUGAAAGCUGCUUUAGAGAACCAGAAUGAACUCCCUGAACCAGUUAAGAUAACAGUUUUGGGAACUCCUGCGGAGGAGGCUAUAGGAGGAAAGAUUGACCUGAUCAACGCAGGAGCCUUCGCUGGCAUGGACCUAGUCUUCAUGGCUCACCCCGCUCAGGAAGAUGCUCCAUACCUGCCCACUGUCGCUCUCGAUGAGGUGAUAGUGAAGUACUAUGGGAAAGCGUCUCAUGCUUCUGCGUACCCUUGGGAGGGACUGAAUGCCCUGGACGCUGCUGUGCUGGCCUACAACAACCUCUCUGCACUCAGACAGCAACUCAAACCAGAAUGGAGGCUUCAUGGCAUCAUCAAACAUGGAGGGGAGAAGCCCAACAUUAUCCCUGCCUACACAGAGUUGGAGUAUUAUCUGCGCACGCCGCUGGUGAAGGAUCUUUGUGACCUAAAGGCCAAGGCUGAGGCUUGCUUCAGGGCAGCUGCUGUUGCCACCGGCUGCCGAGUGGAGAUAAUCUACCCAUACAAUUGCUACUAUGACAUUCUGCCUAAUGCCACGCUAGCAAACCUGUUUAAAAAUAACGGAGAAGCUUUGGGGAUUCAGUUUCCGCAGCAGCCAAACAACUUUUCUGGUUCUACAGACUUUGGCAACGUAUCAUACGUAGUCCCCGGUAUCCAUCCUUUCUUCUACAUCUGCACCGAAGCGGUAAACCACACUGAGGAGUACGCCGCAGCAGCAGGAGCUGAAAAGGCCCAGUUGUUCACCCUGAGGACUGCCAAAGCCCUGGCUAUGACAGCUGUGGAUGUAGUUUGCUGCCCCGAUCUGCUGCGGAAAGUGAGAGAAGACUUUAGCCACGCCAAACUGAAACAGGGGAAACACCUGGAAGGCUUGGAUAAAUCUUUGACGGCUCCAUAAAUACGAUAAUAUGAAUAGUAGUAAUUGAUUCCUAUGGCUUGUAUGGUUACUUUUGAAGGAUCGAGCUUAAAGAAAUACAUGAAUAAUAAUGACUUUAUUCAGGACAUCACAAAGAGAAGGUGCAAGGAUGUACUAAAUAAAAUCAAAUAAUAUAAAAAAUAUUCCAAAAAAUACUUAAACACUAGUAAUAUUUACAUAAGCAGCUUCGUCAUAUUAAAAGAGAAUUAGCAAACUGCACCAGCAGGAAAAAUGCAUGGAAACUUCCACUGAAAUACCACCUUCUUGAAUUGGAGAGUUUAUUCCCAAUAGACUAGAUCUUGUCGAAGUUCAAAACCUUUAACAUUAAAAUGAUUGUAAAGAUAAUCGUUUUACGUCUAAGUGCUGUUUGCUUUUAGUGCUAAUUAACAAAUGUUAUUAUGCUUUAACUAAGAUGUGUUGAGUUUCAGCUCCAAGCAUACCUGUGCCAAGUUGCUUUCAUGGCUGUAGACUUAGUUUUGAGGAGUCUUUAUUAACCUAUACAUCAAGAACCACAAUUGAAAUAACCAUAAAAUGUAUUUAUCUUUGACAUUUUUGUACUGGCGAUUUGAUACUCUGUAUAUAAUUGUACAAUCAGUAGAGAAUGUAAUCAACACUUUUGAACAUAUCUCAUACAUGACCCGAAUAGAAAAUGACUUUGCUUUGAGUUCUGCCUGGCAGUGCCAUUCGCUACCUCACUCCUUCAGAUUUCUCAGCAUGUUUUCAACAGCAGCACAAAGGUCGACUCAAACGUUUGCUUCCCUUGAGCUCCUUUGAGAGAUCACAAAUGUGGUGUAAAAAUCCGGUUGUGGCCAUCUUUUUGGAUGCUUUCUUCUUUUCAUUUCUCUCUGCUGCAGGGAUUCAAGGAUAACGGUGCACACAGCUUGAAUUGUCAGCUUGCCCUUGGUGAUGUUACUUGAAUAAAAAAAGAAAAGGAUGACA
Molecule: messenger RNA, 2208 nt
Organism: Eleginops maclovinus (Patagonian blennie)
Lineage: Eukaryota; Metazoa; Chordata; Actinopteri; Perciformes; Eleginopidae
Product: peptidase M20 domain-containing protein 2-like
Exons: 7
Coding region: 1-1251 (416 amino acids)
Molecular function (GO): dipeptidase activity
Source: RefSeq, a predicted model, not a curated record